UUCCGACGGCCGGGCGCGGACAGACGGCCGGCACGGUACUGAACUACUAUUACUAAGUGGCUAUAUUUUCUAAUAUUUUAUGAUAGCCGACUGUCAUUGAAUUGUUCAUGCUUUGUGUUGCAGGUUGGUUUUGACUGAAAAACGUGACUUGAUUGAAAUCUUCAGAGACACUGGCAAUGGAGGAAAAUCAGCCUUUGGCAAGGGCAUCAUAUCGGUCUGUCAGCUCUAGAAAGAAGAAAUUAAAUCGUUCCAUCAGCUGGCGGGAACGGCUGUCCAAAGGCAAAGAGACAUUCAAAGGAGACCUGGAGCACUUGUUUCGUGACAAGCUACAUGUACCUGGCAACCAUGCUGCUAAAAUGGCUCGCAAACGAGAGCGUGUCACCUGUGAGAUAUUCACUACUGAGAGAAAGUAUCAGAACCACCUGUCCAUUAUUGUAGAGCAUUUUUUGUCUCCCUUGGAGUCUCUGGGCCUGAUCCCUGCAGAUGAUCAUCGCAUCAUCUUUGAUAACAUCGCAGCUAUUCAAGCCGUCAAUCGAGAGCUUUUAGCUCAUAUGGAGGAGCAGGGCAUAGCUGAAGCCUUUAUCCAGCUGGCUCCAUUCAUGAAGGUGUAUUGCACAUAUGCCAAUAACUUUGAGAAAGCUUCACAGAAACUCCAGGAUUGGGAGCACAAGCGGGCUGCAUUUGUGCAGUUUCUAAGAGAGCAAGAGGCCAAACCUGAAUGCGCGAGUCUGACCCUACAUGCUCUGUUGAUAACACCUAUCCAGAGAAUACCAAGGUACAAACUUCUCUUGGAGGAGUUGCUGAGUUGUACUCCUGAGAAUCAUGAGGAAUAUGAGAAACUUCAAGAGGCUGCUGCUAGAAUGACCGAGGUUACGUACGGGAUCAAUGAGUACAUUCGUGAGCAUGAGAACUUCCAGAAGAUGCUUUUGAUUCAGAACAGUCUGACAGGUGGAGCACCUAGAAUCAUUGCUCCUGGCCGCACAUUUAUCCGAGAAGGAACACUCAUGAAGGUUAGCAAGAAGGGUUCGACUGCUCAUGAGCGCAUGUUUUUCCUAUUCAAUGACAUGUUGAUAUAUGCUAAACCCAACUUACUGGACCCACUAGCAUCCACACGCAGUUAUUGCUGUCGUGGUGUCAUUCCAUUGGAUCAAUGUGAGGUUCAGUGUGUAUUGGGUGAGCUCAAGACAUCUGGCUCAGGAGCUCUAUUCAAGAUUGUGCAUGGUGAAAACAGCCUGUUGCUGUACUCCACCAAUCACAACAUAGCGCUGUCUUGGAUAGAUGCACUACAGGGAGCUAUACAACAACUCCAGCACAAACAGCGAUCAAGUAGAAAGGCUCACCAUGCCAUGUCUGGCUCCAAGACUCCAAGACACAGCAUCCCAUUAGGCAAGAGGGUCAGGCACAUUGGACAGCGAACCAGCAUGAGACUUAAGAACAUGAGAAACUACCCAGAAGCAGAGGAUGGGAAGCAUGAUAAAGACAGUCUGCAUCCCUUGAGGAUGGAGCUACGUCGAUGUAAGAGACCACAAGGACCCGGUAAUACACCCAUCAGGACAGGGCGCCCUCGCAGGCUUCAACGGGGACCAUUACAAGUCAGAAGUAACAAACAGGAAGAGAGCCAUGAUGCCAGUGUUUCCAUAGUGGAUGUUACUGGUUAUCCAGACAGCCCAGAUGUCACUGACUGUCAGUAUACCUCUGGCCAGCUCCCUGACACUGCAUCAUUCAAUCAGGAUGCAGCACAGCAAGCUUUCUGUACCAUUCUGUAAUCAGACGUAUUGCUUUGAGUCCUCCAUGAGGCAAGUAGAAAAUUCUGUAUACAUUUUUCUGAAGAAGAUUAUUUUGUAACGGAACCAGAUAAGUUUGAGGAAACAUGAUUCGACUUCGGAAGCGUUGAUUGGCAUGGUUUUGAUUUACAGAUGUAUUUAUGCUACUCUCUGUGUAUGGAUCCUGGUGUAAACUAUUACCAUGAACAUGUAGUCUAUCAAAGUUCAGGAGGCUCAACAUGGGUUUUGUACAUAUUGAUUAAUUGGGGAGAAUCGUGUAGCAACCUGGUACUUGCUGGUAAUCACCCAGGGUGGGAAAAUGUAGUUCAAUGUUCAGUUGUAGGAUUGAACCGUUGCUCUGUGCAAAUUCAGUGAAAUGUUUUGUCUUCAGCUGUACAUUUCUGUACAUGUAUACAUCUCAAGACCCCACUGCACUUUAUCAAGAGCACUUGUCUUACACUUUGUGAAGUGCCAAGUCUCUUUAAUCCAUGUAGGAGCCGUUUUCAAUCAUUAGAGGGCUGAAAUCAAGAGUUUGUGCCACAUGGACAGUGGCUACUAACUGGAGUACAUUUUGUGAGGGGGCACCUCGGGGGUGACUGAGUGGGGUUAGUCAGUUAAAAACUGAGCAAAACGGACCAUCAUCAGAGUUUUGCCUCUCCAUUUUUUUGACGGGGGGCGCACAGGCCUUGAGCAGGGGGAGGAGCCAUGCCCCCAACUUUCCCCCUUAGUUAUGCUACUGCAUGUAGAAAAAGGCCCAUGUAACAUGUACAUGUAGUUAUAAAAUUGUUGGCCAAAUGUUCUAAUUGCAUGUCAGAAAUUAAAACUUCCACGUCACAUGAACAGGUAGUUAUAAACUUGUUGGCCAUUCAUCCAUUCAUUUAGUACAAUUUGUCCACAGUCUCUCGCACCUACAUGUACAUGUGGGAUUGCAUUAUUUUGUUGCAAUGUACGUGUACAUGUAUAUGUACAUGCGUAGAAAUACGCCAAAUUGUAAAUGGAAAGGAGGAAGAGAAAAAUGAAAGCUGUACUGGGAGUUGCUUCUAAAUAUUGGCAGUCAUAGUCAGAAUAAGUGUCUCUCCGACCCCCCAAAAAGGAAAAGGAAAUGUGUAUUAUUUAUGCUCAUGAACCUUACUUGAAAUGCAUGUGUAAUUACAUGUUUAAAUGUCUCUUUGUGGUAUUGUGCAGGUAUAUAUUUCUGCUGAGCAAAACCCUUUUUUUUUGUCUAGGCCUGAAAGUUCAAUGUGGUUACACUCAUUAAAUACACCAUACCAUAAACAAAACCUUGAGAAAAUAAGUUGAUUAUGACAAAGACAUAAAGACGAAGCCUACUGUAAGGUACAGGUACAAAUGGAUGCUGGGUGUUGUAUUUGCGUGUAGCAGUUAAUGAUCACAGAUAGAUUGUUUCAAUAUUAUGAUCAAUUAAACUUUAGGUAAAAAUUAGGAUUGAAAGAAUCGGCAAUUUGAUCAAUGAAGAUUAACAUGAUUAAGAAAUUACAGGUUGAAUCAUGACUUCAUUCCAUAGAGCAGUCUUUAAUUAAUUACAGUUACCUGCUAGUUUAGAGAUUUUCACAGAGUGCUUGUUAUUGUAAAAGCUUGACCCUAGAAUUAAUGCUGUAACUAUGUACGGUAUGCAUUUUCAAGGAGUGAAAGCAUGAGUAUGGAAAAAAGUCAAGUACAUGUACAAGGAAAACUACAAUGUCUGUAGCAGUCAUGAAAGUAAUGCCUGGUGAGGGCUCGCCCAGUCAUGUCAAAGAUGGUUACACCUGGUGUGGGC
Acanthaster planci (crown-of-thorns starfish) is the source of this 3537-nucleotide messenger RNA. Its product is annotated as rho guanine nucleotide exchange factor 39-like. Gene Ontology annotation, cellular component: cytoplasm. NCBI's taxonomy places the organism in Eukaryota, Metazoa, Echinodermata, Asteroidea, Valvatida, Acanthasteridae. Gene Ontology annotation, molecular function: guanyl-nucleotide exchange factor activity. The record is from RefSeq and is a predicted model, not a curated record. Gene Ontology annotation, biological process: intracellular signal transduction.